AUUUCCAUAAAAGUCCUGGUCUAAUAAUAGCAAGCCUUCAUUUUCUCAUUCAUGUGUUUUUGGGAGUCAAAAAUUGAGGAGGUGAUAGAAAAAGCUUGAGAGCUCAAUUUUUGUCUCCUAUUUUGUGUCUGUGUUUUUGAGUAACUACUCCAGAUUACCAUGAUUUACACAACAAUUUCAUAUGAAAGUCCAUGGGCAACAACAAUCGAUCCAAAAGUGAUGAAAUUUUCAAGAAAGCAUCCAUUUCAGUCCAAACCACCCGUCAUUUGUUUAAACCGCCACAACCCAGAUAGCACCACCAUUCACAACCCCAAGGAACCCAGAAUCCAGCUUAAAAAUCCAAUCUUGGCCAACCCAAUUCGGGUUGUUUACAGAAAGGCCAAGAAAAACAGGGGCAAUGUGGAAAGGAGAGGCCUUCCUAAAGUGGGAAGCCAGCAGAUGAUGAUUUUGUGUGGAUUUGGGUAUUGGGUGCAAGGCUUUAGGUGCUUUCCUUGGUUGGCUUUGAACUUUCAUAUGGCUUAUAAUCUUAAUAUGCAUCCUUCAACAUUGCAACUUGUUCAACAUUCUGGUAAUCUUCCCAUGGUAGCUAAGCCCUUGUAUGGACUCCUCUCUGAUGCUCUUUACAUUGGUGGUGCUCAUAGAAUUCCAUAUGUUUCCAUUGGAGUUCUUCUACAGGUCGUGUCUUGGGGAUCACUAGCUUUGGUUCCAGUUGCAGCUAAGGCCCUCCCAACCAUUAUGGUAUGUGUUCUUCUCAGUAAUCUUGGAGCAUCCGUUACAGAAGUAGCAAAGGAUGCUCUUGUUGCAGAAUAUGGCCAGCAACAUAGGAUGAAAGGCCUCCAAUCUUAUGCAUUCAUGGCAUUAGCUGCUGGUGGAAUCCUCGGGAACUUAGUAGGCGGAUAUUUCUUGAUGAAAGCACCGCCACAGACCAUGUUUCUCCUAUUUUCGGUUUUACUUUCCGCUCAGCUUGCAAUUUCAUCAAGAAUAAGAGAAGAAUCUCUUGGUUUACCACAGUUGUCAGAUCACAGUCUUGCAGGGAAACCAAUCUUGGAAAGUCUUAGGAAGCAAGUAUCGGAUCUCAUGAUGGGAAUGCAAGAGAAAACAAUUGUUUGUCCGCUGACUUGGAUUGUAGCUUCUAUUGCCAUUGUCCCAGUUCUGUCAGGUUCUAUCUUUUGCUAUCAAACACAAUGUUUAAAUCUUGAUCCUUCAGUCAUUGGCAUGUCUCGAGUGAUUGGCCAGUUGAUGCUUCUUUCCACUACUGUACUCUAUGACCGUUAUUGGAAACAAGUUCCAAUGAGGAAGUUGGUUGGUAUUGUGCAGUUUGUGUAUGCCUUUUCCCUCCUUCUCGACUUUGUUCUAGUUAGACAGAUCAAUCUGAGAGUAGGGAUUCCAAAUGAGGUUUUUGUUCUUUGUUUUUCUGGUUUAGCAGAAACAAUUGCACAGUUCAAGCUCUUACCUUUCUCAGUCUUAUUUGCCCAUUUAUGUCCUCGAGGUUGUGAAGGUUCUCUCACUGCUUUCUUAGCUUCAGCCCUGAUUGUUUCAUCGAUAGUUAGCGGUUUUUCUGGUAUUGGAUUGGCUUCUGUGAUAGGAGUAACAGCCGGCGACUACUCAAGCCUGCCUUUGGGGAUUCUGAUACAGUUUGUUGCAGCUUUACUUCCCUUGGGAUGGAUUCAUCAUUUACCGGUGUCAAAAGCUAUUACUGGGAAGGAGAGGAAGACAAGUUUAAGCAGGAGGAGUCAGAAAAAUAGAAGGGUUGGUAGAGUGAUAUACGAUUCAGUAUAUAUCUACAGACGAGAGAGGGAAUCUGAAGCAGAGAGUUGACGAAUCAGACUUCUUGCACAUUAACAUUUCUUUCUGAGGAACAAGGGGUUUGAAAAUGAGAAGCAUAUGCCAGAUUGCCCUGAAGAGCACCGGAAAGAUAGAGAUGAGCAAGCCACUCACUUCCUCUGGUUGUUCAUGUCGUUCAUACCAUCCUUAUCAUAGGAAGAGGCUCCAUCUCAUUUACUGGUACGAAUUUCCAGACUAUGACAAAGAAACUACUACCUCAUGUUGGAGCCGAAUUUGAAAAGGUAAUAAGUUGGAUGUAACAGAGCUUUUGUUCCAGAAAUCAGCAAUACAGAUGCCAUCGCGUGUGAGCUGUUCGAACAUGUAUCAUAGAUUAGGAAGACUAUCCCAUAGAUUAAUGGAAUGAGCUAACUGCAUGUUUAGUUAAUCAUAUGGCGUGACCACCCUAAAGAGAGAAGAAAUACUAUGUAUGAAUUUUGGGACUUCUACGUGUAUAUUGGAGAUAAGGCUCAGGGGUACUCUAGCCACUCAUUUCCUUUUCCAGAAUUAGAGUCAUACGCUAAUCA
This is a messenger RNA of Argentina anserina (silverweed cinquefoil), 2348 nucleotides long. Its product is annotated as probable folate-biopterin transporter 8, chloroplastic. The transcript is spliced from 2 exons. The record is from RefSeq and is a predicted model, not a curated record. Lineage: Eukaryota; Viridiplantae; Streptophyta; Magnoliopsida; Rosales; Rosaceae. The coding region runs from base 160 to 1818 and encodes 552 amino acids. Gene Ontology annotation, cellular component: membrane.